AUGAUUUCAGGUGACCGUCCCAUGGACACAUGCUGCCGCGACAGAGCUUGCACAUUAGUCCGGUCGACCUUCUAGGCUGCUGACAAGGCACUGGGGGCUAAUUAUCACCUGCGACAAAAACAUAUUUUGGCUUUCCUUAAUGCAAGUAAUUGAUGAAAUAACAGCCUUGGCUAUAGACUUUUAGGGAUGGGGAAAGGUUGGGAUGCGAUUGCAAUAACGGACUAAGUUGGAACGGGUAUUUUUUGUGUGUGUGACUUCAGUGCGUCAGACGUCAGUGAUUAUGGGCGAAGAAAGAGUAGUUUUUUGAAAUGAGGGGAAUUGCCACAUCUGAGCAUCGCUAACCGAGAGCUCACAGCCAGAUAAGACAACCAUUUCGUAAUCGUCAGCCUGAGAUGCACAGCUGUAGGACCCAAUCCACAUAGCCUAAUUCUUUAAGUCCACACACCACUGAUUAAGCAGCCUAACCCACUAAACCAUAUAUUGCCGCAAAGCUUUAGCGCCGUUGAUUUGGAUUUUUUUUUCAGGCGAAUACAGAAAUAGGCUAACGGUCUGACGACAAAUGAACUUGACGGUCUGGCCAUGGAUUGCGCAAGGACUUAGGAAAAUGAGUAUGUUAAAGGCCCUUGCUGGAAUAUGCUUCCUCCAUGUCACCGCAAUUGUGUUCCUCUUCAUCGCUGUCAUUGACGAUGCGUGGUGGUUCACGGACAGCCUGUACUCGGACAUAUGGGGGCGCUGGGUGAUGGAGUACAACGAUGAGGUCUGGGUCUACACCGACCUGCCCAGCUCCUACCGGAGAGACUACCUGGGUGCGGUGCAGGCCUUUGCGGUGCUGGCCUGCAUGUUCCUGGUGUUCUCCCUGUUUGCCUUCAUCUACCAGAUCAUCAUGCUGGCCAAAGGAGAGCGCUUCAUGCUCACCGGGGUGCUGCAGCUCUUCGGCUGUUUCUUCCUGAUGGUGUGUCUGUCGGUGUACACGGACCACUUCCACCAGGGGGAGAAGGACGGCUGGUACGGCUACUCCUACAUCCUGGCCUGGCUGGCCUGGCUGCUCGCGCUGCUCACCGGCGCCCUCUACAUCAUAGUGAGGAAGAACAUCGAGUAGGAAGGAGAAACACACACACAUACACACACAGAUAUA
This is a messenger RNA of Sardina pilchardus (European sardine), 1135 nucleotides long. It is a transcript of the gene emp1a, whose product is annotated as epithelial membrane protein 1. Gene Ontology annotation, cellular component: plasma membrane. The record is from RefSeq and is a predicted model, not a curated record. Bases 560 to 1099 code for a protein of 179 amino acids. Lineage: Eukaryota; Metazoa; Chordata; Actinopteri; Clupeiformes; Clupeidae. The transcript has 5 exons.